Molecule: messenger RNA, 4021 nt
Organism: Sphaerodactylus townsendi
Lineage: Eukaryota; Metazoa; Chordata; Lepidosauria; Squamata; Sphaerodactylidae
Gene: ITGAE
Product: integrin subunit alpha E
Exons: 33
Coding region: 1-3840 (1279 amino acids)
Biological process (GO): cell-cell adhesion; integrin-mediated signaling pathway; cell-matrix adhesion
Cellular component (GO): external side of plasma membrane; integrin complex
Molecular function (GO): integrin binding
Source: RefSeq, a predicted model, not a curated record
AUGGGAAGCUUUAAUAUUGACACCAGUCAGAGCUGGGUCUCACCAUCCACGUCCCCGCACUUUGGAUACCAGGUUCUUCAACAUUCAGAUGGGCGACGGAGCUGGAUUCUAGCUACUUCCCUGGGGCCAGGUGAUCCUGGCAGAUUGUAUAAAUGCAGUUUGCAGGAGGACUUCCGCUGCGAGGAGGCCAACCUAGGAGAAAACAUUCAGAAGCUGAGAAAGAUCCGGCCUGGUAUUGCUUUAGCCCAAAAUUCAGAACAGAUUCUGGCGUGUGUCCAGCAGAAGCGUCGCCAGCGUCGCAAAGCCAUGGAAGAGCUGAACGGGCUUUGUGUUGUGCUGGCAAACGAUUUUCAGGAGAAGGCAUUCAUCAACCUCACCGACAUCAUCGAGACCAAGUUAAACCAGAGCAGCCGGCUGCGGAGGAAAAGGAGCUGUGAUGGAGACAGUCCCUGCCAUGCUGAUACGGAUGCCUCGCGCCCUGCAGACCACGCUGGGGAUUUCCCGGAUGCAACCACAAGCGCUUGCCAGGAUCCACAUGUGCUCACAUGCAGAGAAGAUCCCAGGCACAAAAUCCGUAAUGCCAACAAUAACAACAAUUAUAUGGUGGAAGAGGAAGAGGAAGAUGAUUCCGACCUGCAGACUGAAAUUGCCAUUGUCUUGGAUGGGUCUGGGAGCAUCGAGCCCGAGGACUUUGAACGAGCCAAGGAUUUCAUCCGUAACAUCCUGAAAACCUUCUAUGAAAAGUGUUUUGAGUGCGCCUUUGCUUUGGUCCAGUAUGGAGACGUCAUCCAGACAGAAUUUGACCUGCGGGUUGGCCGGGAUGCCAAUACAGCCCUGGCAAAAGUUCAGGAUGUGACUCAAGUGGGCAAGGUGACCCGGACGGCAUCUGCCAUCCAACAUGUCCUAGACUCCAUUUUUCACGAAAGCCACGGAUCCCAGAAAAAUGCUGCCAAAAUUAUAGUUGUGCUGACAGAUGGGGACAUUUUCCAGGACCCCAUGAACUUAACCGCAGUAAUUAAUUCAAAGAACAUGGAAGGAAUCGAUCGCUAUGCCAUUGGGGUCGGGAAUGUGUUCAACAACAAAAAAAGUGCCCUCGACGAGCUGCGCCUGAUCGCUUCCGAUCCGGAUGAAACACACCUUUUCCAAGUGACCAACUAUUCAGCCUUAAAUGGCCUCCUGUCAACCCUGCAACAGAAGAUCAUUGGCAUAGAAGGUACAGCUGGAGACGUCUUGGAAUUUGAGCUGGCGCAAAGCGGCUUCAGUGCCCACUUCCUGGACGAGCGCCAUAUACUGUUCGGCACAGUUGGAGCUUUUGAUUGGUCUGGAGGAAUCCUGCUCUACGAAAUUGCCAGCAAGACAGCAGUUUUCUUGAAUGAAUCCAAAAAGGCGACAGGUGGAAGAAACAACUAUUUAGGAUACAGCGUGGUUGCUGUGAGCACAGGGCGGGGCCCUUUAAUUGUGGCUGGGGCACCUCGGCACAGCAUGACAGGAAGAGUGAUGGUAUUCGAAGGAGAUCUGUUAAAGCAAACUCUACCCGGGGAACAGAUUGGCUAUGGGGCAUUUCUGAGGAAGGAGCUCAAAAGCGAGCAGUCCCUCUUCCGUCAGCAUUUGUUGUUCCCUUUUCUGCACUGCAAUUCAGUGACUAGAGCAUUCAGAAGCGACCCGUGGGGUGUAAGGGCCACCGGCAGAACGAUCCUGAUUGUUGGGGUUACUGAAGGCAUCAAAGCCGUAAAGCUGAGCCCGGACUGUGUAGAGCGCCCGCCCGAGGAGGCGGCUGCCCUGCUAAAAGAAACAUUGCUGGCCGAGGAACUUCGCUCUCCCAAGAUCACAAAUUGUAUUGGGUCUUACUUUGGAGCUGAGCUCUGCUCCCUGGACGUCGACCAGGACGGAUUGACGGAUUAUCUACUUGUCGGAGCUCCGUUUUUUCACGUUCUUGGGGAAGAAGGAAAGGUUUACAUUUAUCGCUUUGAUGGCAAGUCAAACCUCUUUACUCUGAAGGGGCACGUAAGUGGCCAACCAUCAUUGGCCUUUGCCAGCUUUGGGUUUGCCAUGGCCAGCAUAGGAGACGUGGACCAGGACGGCUACGGGGACGUUGCGAUUGGUGCACCCCUUGAGAACCACAACGCAGCCGGCAGCUCCUUUGGCAGCGUUUACAUAUACAACGGCAGGAAGGACGGGAUCCAGGCUUCCUUCUCCCAGAGGAUAACAGCUGCUCAGGUUGGUCCAGGACUGAUGCAUUUUGGAAGGUCCGUGGCUGGUGGCUUGGACUUCACGCAGGACAGUCUUCCAGACAUCGCUGUGGGGUCGCUGGGCAGAGUCACCUUGCUUCGCUCGAGGCCAGUUCUCCGGUUGGCUCCCGCCAUGCAAUUUACCCCGGAGAGAAUAUCCAAUUUCCGCAACAGCAGCACUGUCGAUGCGGAAUUAUGCUUCCAUAGAGACUUCUCUCUUGAGAUGGCCCGGCCAGGAAUGCAGAAUCUAAUCAUACGCUUCACAGUGGAUUUGGAUGUUGAGAUGGAAAAGAAGAGGGCACACUUUGAAGACCACACUGCCAGCUACAGCAGCGAGAUUUACUUCACUGAGCGUCCAUGCACUAAACUGCAGUUGUAUAUUUUGCCAUGCAACGAUAACUGCUUCUCCAGCAUCGCUGUCAGACUCCACUAUCAGCUUUCCAGUUCCAGAGAAGACCGGAAAGAUCCCAUGCCUAUCCUUGAUAUUAAUCAGCCAUCGGUGAUGUACUUCCAGUUGCCUUAUAAGGAGGACUGCAAUAACAAGACCGUCUGCUCUCCACGCUUGACCUUGGCUGUUCAUACCAAGAAGGAGCUGGUGGUUGGCGUCACCAAAGAUCUGACCAUGACUCUCCACCUGGCAAACACCGGUGACAAUUCCUACAUGACAUCUGUGCUUUUGGAGUACCCAGCCAACCUGGGCUUUAAAAAGGUCCAAGAGCAGUUUUCUUCGGCGGCAAUCGACUGUGACGCCCCUCGACCCACCAAACCUCAGUUCUCCUCUCUCAACUGUAAGAUUGGACAUCCCGUGUUCAGAACGACAGCAGAUUUUUCCGUGACCUGGCAAGUGGAGGAAAAAAAGUUCCCCGACGACUCUCCGAGCAUCACCGUUAACCUCAGCAACAUCAACCCAAACAGCCCAGCCCUGCUUGAAGAACAUUUCUUCAAUGUGAAAUAUGCUUUCACAGCUUUCCUCAGCAGGACAGAUCAUUCCUUGUAUGUGAGCAUGAGUGAAACAGCCUCCCGGACCAUCCGCUUGGAAUUUAAUAUAACCGGAAAAAACCCAUACGGGGCGCCGCUCGAGUUGCAGGUCUGGGUCCCAGCCCUCGUCACUAACCACCAGAUCAUCCAUGUGAAGGACGCAACUGGAACUCAGAAUACCACGAUAUGCAGAACUGCGAGUGAUUUCAGGAGGAGAGAUUUUGGACACGUCGGCUCAGAGAGCAGCGAGACAAUCCAGUACCAGCUUGUGAAUUGUUUUAUCAUGUCGGAGAAAGAGAAUGUCACUGUGACUGCCGAGCUGGCUUUAGUCAAUGCCUUGCAGGUCUUUAAAACUACAACUGCCUUGUGGGUCACUGGAGAAAUAAUUUUCGACAGAAACCUUUAUGUGGGCUUGAAUGAAAAACACCAUGAAACACAGAUUGAUGUUGUCUUGCUGAAAGAGAAAGAUUUUGAUUAUCUUCCUGUCAUCAUGGCAAGUUCUGCUGUUGGGAUUUUGCUCUUGGCUUUGAUUGUUGUUAUCCUUUAUAAGGGUGGUUUUUUCAAAAAGAAUCACAGAAAGAUGUUAGAAGAACAGAACAAUUCCAAUGUGGAGGAAGAUUCUAAUUCCGAGUGAACACCCCCACCCCCCGGACUCUCUCAGACUGCAUAGAAAGAAGAGACAAUCAAGUUCACGUUUCUUGUUUGAACUCCCCACCAUAUAAAUUGAGAGAGUCCCAAACCCGACUUGGCGUAAUUUAGAAGAGAAAAAGAAGAGUUUGGAUUUAUAUCCCCCCUUUCUCUCCUGCAGGAGACUC